GCCAAAUUUAUAAUAAUUUGAGGUUAUUUAGAAAUGGCGCAGCGUUCUAUAACAUCAUUUUUUAAAAGAACCACAACUUCGGAGGAUAAAAAUGACUCAAGCAGUCAAAAGAAAAAUGACAGACUCGAUGAUUCAACUGAAGAUUGCGGAAAAAGAAAGAGGAAUAGUGAUGUCAAUACCAGUAAUUCUGAAUCUCCACCUGCUAAAAAGCCGGACACCAAAACUACAAAACCCAGAGCGCGAAAACCCAAAGCAUCUCCAAAAUUAACAAAUAAAUCUAAAAGUAAAGAGACGUUGAAUAAAUUGUCAUUCGCCAAAGAAACCCCUAAAAAAAUUUCUACUGAUGAAAAUUCAUCAAAUGGAAUUUCUAAAAAAAAAUUAAAUGGAAGCGAUACAAAAGAAUCAGCUAAAAAACGUUCACGAGCUUUGAUGUCUGACUUAAGUGAUGACGAGGGUCAUUUGCCGUUACCUGUUACGCCAGAGAAGUCUAAAAAAGUUGACGGUGAUGAAGUAUCUGAAAAUCCAUCAUCUCCAGAUAAAUCUAAAGACAAUGAAAAGUCUCCAGAAAAAUCCAAUGGUAAAAAAUCUCCAAUAAAAACUGAAGAUUUAAAAAAUUCUCCAGAAAAAUCUAAAGAAAAAUCUGAUGAUACAGAAAGCCCUCAAGAGUCUUCUGACGAAGAAAAACCGAAUGCAAAACUUCAAAGAUCGCGAUUAAGAAUAGUUGAUACUGAUUCUGAAUCUGAAGAAGAAUCAUUACCAGUUGACAAGACACCUACAAAAGACAUCCGCAAUUUCUUUUCAAAGCCAGCGAAGAAAAAUCCUACUAAGGUUGAAAAAUCAAAGAGCAAUUUAUUCAGCAAGCAGGAUAAAAAUUCCCAGGACAGUAAAUCUGAGCAACACAAUACCCCUGACUCCUAUAAUCCUCUAAUGGACAAAUAUCACCCGAUUUUAAAUGCCUGCUGGACCAAAGGACAGAAGACUCCAUACAUAGCCCUGACCCGUACCCUUGAACUGAUUGAGCAAACGAGCUCGCGGCUGAAGAUCGUUGAAAUUUUAUCAAAUUACUUGAGGUCAGUUAUUGUUUUGUCACCUGAAGAUUUAUUACCCAGCAUUUACUUGUGUCUCAAUCAAUUGGCGCCAGCCUACGAAGGUCUCGAACUAGGAGUCGCUGAGACAACGUUAAUAAAAGCUAUUGCGCAGUGCACUGGCCGUACACCAGCGCAAAUAAAAGCAGAUGCACAAGAAGCCGGUGAUUUGGGAAUCGUCGCUGAAGGCAGUCGGUCCAAUCAGCGGGUGAUGUUCCAACCUGCGGCACUCACUGUAGGAACUGUCUAUGCAAAGUUGAAAGAAAUCGCUCAAUCAACAGGAACUGCCUCGGUAGGAAAAAAAGUUGAUCGUAUUCAGUCUCUGUUCGUCGCUUGUCGGUUCACGGAAGCUCGUUACCUCAUCAGAUCACUUGCUGGUAAACUUAGGAUCGGUUUAGCUGAGCAGUCAGUCCUGCAAGCGCUCGCUCUUGCUUGCGCGAUGACUCCGCCUAAUCAGGAGUACCCGCCGGAGAUUCUAGACGGCAGUAAAAAAAUGUCCAGUGAUGAGUUCAAGAAAAAGUACGACGCGAUUGCGUUGAUUAUCAAGACAACGUACUGCGAGUGUCCCAAUUAUGGAAUGAUUAUUCCGGUAUUAUUGAAAGAUGGUGUCGAAGCAUUGCCGGAUAAAUGUAAGCUAACACCGGGAGUCCCAUUGAAACCGAUGCUGGCUCAUCCAACGAAAGGUGUCCAGGAAGUACUGAAACGUUUUGACGGUUUGAAAUUCACUUGCGAGUGGAAAUAUGACGGAGAGAGAGCGCAAAUUCAUAUAUCUGAUGAUGGGAAGGCUUACAUUUUCAGUCGCAACCAGGAAAAUAAUACAUCUAAGUACCCAGAUAUCAUUGGACGGCUGAGUAACACUCGUGGUGAUGACGUCAAAAGUUGUAUUUUAGAUUGCGAAGCUGUUGCUUGGGAUCGGGAGAACAAACAAAUUUUGCCGUUUCAAAUUUUAAGUACGAGAAAACGUAAAGAUGCUAAUGAGGCGGACAUAAAGGUCCAGGUUUGUGUAUUUAUGUUCGAUUUGUUGUAUUUCAAUGGCGAGCCUUUGGUGAAAAAACCCUUUGCCAAACGACGUGAGCUGCUGAAGAAAAAUUUUAAAGAAGUUGAAGGCGAGUGGUAUUUUGCUACAAGUCUUGACACGACGACCAUGGAAGAAGUCCAAGAGUUUUUAGAUGUUUCUGUUAAAGGAAACUGCGAAGGUCUGAUGGUCAAAACUCUGGAGGAAGAUGCUACUUAUGAAAUCGCCAAGAGAUCGAGGAAUUGGUUGAAAUUGAAGAAAGAUUAUCUUGAAGGUAUUGGUGACACGCUGGACUGUGUCGUCAUUGGAGGAUAUAUUGGCAAAGGCAAACGUACUGGUACUUACGGAGGAUUUUUGCUCGCUUGUUAUGAUUCUGAUAAUGAAGAGUAUCAAAGUCUUUGCAAGAUUGGCACUGGAUUUAGUGAAGAAGAUCUCCAAAAACAUACGGCAUUAUUAAAAGAACAUUUAAUUCCUGCACCAAAAUCUUAUUACCGCUAUGACUCGUCUCAUGAACCAGAUCAUUGGUUCGAACCAACCCAAGUCUGGGAAAUAAAGUGCGCUGAUUUAUCAUUAUCACCAGUCCAUCGAGCCGCAGCUGGAAUAGUUGAUCCAGUCAAAGGAAUAUCCUUAAGAUUUCCUCGGUUCAUUCGCGUACGCGAUGACAAAAAAGCUGAGGAUGCAUCAUCGGCACAGCAGGUGGCUGAGAUGUACAAGGGUCAAGAGCAGAUAAUUAAUCAACAGCCAUCGAGUUCUGCAUUAAAUGAAGAAGAUUUUUAUUAAUUUAAUAUCAAUCAAUUAACUCUGCAAUUUGAAAGCAAGAUCAUAAUUUUAUCUUUAUUUUUAUAAAUUAAAUGCUAUAUUAUAAAAAUAUUUUUUUAAAUUCCUGUCCAUGUGUUAAUUUUUUAAAUUUAAAUUUGUAAAGAAAAUAGCAUUUAAUUUUUUUGUAAAAAUAAAAUUAACUCUUGCUGUUAUAAAUUUAUUAAAUUUGAAAAUUAAUCUAGUAAUAGAGUUUAAAUUAAAUGAUACUGAAGUUAACCGAUGUCUAACAAUUUUUGAAUUUUUUUUCCAAGCGAUAAAUUAUAAAAAAAAAUAUUUUAAAAAAAUGCACCUGUAGUUUUUUAAAUUUUCUACAUGUGCAUAUUUUUAGUUUUCAUUUUUUCUUAAAAUUAAUUUGUUUAAAGAAAAAUGACCCUGAAGUUAGUAGACAAUUAGUAAUUUUCGGACUUUUUUUAAACAAAUAAAUUACAACAAAAAAAACAAAAACUAAAAUUAUGCACAUGUAGAAAAUGUGAAAAUCUACAGCCGCAUUUUUUUCAAAUAUUUUUUUUUUAUAAUUUAUCGUUUAAAAAAAAAAUCAAAAAAUUAUUAGACGUCAGCCAACCAGCGUCAUAAAAAAAAUUCAAAAAUUAUCAAUUGUCUGUUAACUUCGAAUCAUGGUCAUAAAUUGUAAAGUAAAUGAAUUAAUUCAAAUUCAAAUAUUAAUAUUUAAUUAUUAUUUUUUAAAAAUUUAUAAGUGACAAUAAUAAUAACUAAAAUAUUUGGGCACUAAAGCGCCGCCAUUGUAUGAAUUUGUAAACAAAAAUUUGUCGUUAUGUCAACGUAA
Microplitis demolitor is the source of this 3703-nucleotide messenger RNA. It is a transcript of the gene DNAlig1, whose product is annotated as DNA ligase 1. The transcript has 7 exons. The record is from RefSeq and is a predicted model, not a curated record. Gene Ontology annotation, biological process: DNA repair; Okazaki fragment processing involved in mitotic DNA replication; DNA biosynthetic process. Bases 34 to 2880 code for a protein of 948 amino acids. Gene Ontology annotation, cellular component: mitochondrion; nucleus. Gene Ontology annotation, molecular function: DNA ligase (ATP) activity; ATP binding; DNA binding. Lineage: Eukaryota; Metazoa; Arthropoda; Insecta; Hymenoptera; Braconidae.